Messenger RNA from Juglans microcarpa x Juglans regia, 1328 nucleotides. Its product is annotated as eukaryotic translation initiation factor 3 subunit I-like. NCBI's taxonomy places the organism in Eukaryota, Viridiplantae, Streptophyta, Magnoliopsida, Fagales, Juglandaceae. The transcript is spliced from 8 exons. Gene Ontology annotation, molecular function: RNA binding; translation initiation factor activity; protein binding. Gene Ontology annotation, biological process: cytoplasmic translational initiation. Gene Ontology annotation, cellular component: eukaryotic translation initiation factor 3 complex, eIF3m; cytoplasm. The record is from RefSeq and is a predicted model, not a curated record. Bases 113 to 1093 code for a protein of 326 amino acids.
AAAUUUGAUAUACCAGCCUGGUUUAUAAACCCUAUUUGAGGGUUGAGCUGUUUUUCCUGGUCUAUCUCCGUAAGCCGGCGAGAUCUGCGUGAAAGGAAGAAAACGAACAGCCAUGAGACCCAUCUUGAUGAAAGGCCAUGAAAGGCCUUUGACAUUUCUUAAAUACAACCUUGACGGAGACAUAUUAUUUUCUUGUGCCAAGGACCACACACCCACCGUCUGGUUUGCCGACAACGGCGAACGCCUCGGCACCUACCGCGGCCACAACGGCGCUGUUUGGUGCUGCGAUGUCUCAAGAGAUUCUAUGAGACUGAUUACGGGUAGUGCGGAUCAGAGUGUUAAGCUAUGGAAUGUUCAGACGGGGGAGCAAUUGUACUCAUUUAAUUUCGGUUCUCCGGCUAGGGCUGUGGACUUUGCCGUGGGCGAUAAGCUUGCCGUGAUUACCACCGAUCCUUUCAUGGAUUCCCCUUCUGCUAUUCACGUCAAACAGAUCUCCAGAGACCCCAGUGACCAGGUGGGUGAAUCUGUGCUCACCAUCAAGGGCCCUCAGGGAAGAAUUAAUAGAGCUGUUUGGGGACCUCUGAAUAAGACUAUCAUAAGUGCUGGAGAAGAUGCCAUGGUUCGUAUAUGGGAUUCUGAGACUGGAAAACUUCUUAAAGAGUCGGACAAGGAAUCAGGCCACAAAAAGACGAUAACAUCACUGUCAAAAUCUGCAGAUGGUUCACAUUUCCUCACUGGAUCUCUUGAUAAAUCUGCUAAGCUGUGGGACAUCAGAACGUUGACUCUUAUCAAGACAUACGUGACAGAACGUCCAGUCAAUGCUGUUGCAAUGUCUCCACUCCUUAAUCAUGUGGUUCUUGGAGGUGGUCAAGAUGCAUCACAUGUCACAACGACUGAUCAUCGUGCUGGGAAAUUUGAGGCCAAAUUCUUUGACAAGAUUCUUCAAGAAGAAAUUGGAGGUGUGAAAGGACAUUUUGGACCAAUAAAUGCAUUGGCUUUCAACCCAGAUGGGAAAAGUUUCUCAAGCGGUGGUGAAGAUGGUUAUGUACGAUUGCAUCACUUUGACUCGGAUUACUUCAACAUCAAGAUCUAGAUUUUGAGCUUAUUAAGUUUAUUAGAAUGGAGCUUCGGAGCUUAUUGAAAACGAACAACUAUUUUUGUUCCUCGUUAGUUGUUCUGGUCAAUUAUUUUUGUAGGGAGUAUUUUAAGGUACUAGAUUGGGCUAUGUGAGUGUUUAAAAUAGGUUCAAGAAAAUAUCUAAACCUCUUCAGAUCUAUAAAAAGCAUAGCCGAUCGAUGUCAAUAUAUCAUGAAUGCCACUUGUAACUA